CGGACUGAUAAUUGUCAUUGCCAUUGCCGCUACGGAACUAUCAAUCCUUACUACAUUAUCACCAAUUGCACUGCCAAUUGACAGCAACACAAGAUAUAAAAAUCAAAGAAGACAUCUACACCAAACAUCUCAACACCCUAAGCAUACAACAACAAGAAAACAAAAAAAAAAAUUAAAAAUAAAAUAAAAGACAUCCAACACUAAACAAAAAAAAAUGGCUCCCAAACUACUCGUCGUCUUCGGCGCAACCGGCAACCAAGGCGGGUCCCUCAUCAACUACGUCCUCAACGACCCCGUCCUAUCCUCAGAAUACACCCUGCGGGGGGUAACGCGCAACACAUCCUCCGCUGCCUCUCAAUCCCUUUCCUCGCGGGGCGUCGAGAUGGUCUCCGCCGACCCAUUCUCCCCGUCCACUCUCACCUCCGCUCUGUCCAACGCCCACACCGUCUUCGGGAUGACCAACACCGUCUACGACACCGCGGACUUUGGCGCACGGGAAUACGCCCAGGGGGUAGCCAUCGCCGACGCCUGCGUUGCCGCGGGGGUGUCCUUCCUGAUCUUCAGCACGCUCGCACACGUCAGCGAGGUCUCGCACGGGAAAUACACCAAAGUGGAAGGGUUCGACGCGAAAGCCAAAGUCGAGCAAUACGUCCGCAGCAAGUCCAUUAAGAGCGCGUUUUUCGCUCCUGGCGGGUUCAUGACCAACUACACGGGCCACAUGGGACCGCGGCCGACAGGGGAGACCGACGAGGCGGGCAACCGCAUCUACGCGAUUGCGAGCGUGAUGAAGCCCGACAGCCUGAUCCCGCAGAUCGACAUUGAGCACGACACGGGCAAGUAUGUGGGCGCGAUACUGGCAGACCCGGAGAAGUUCGAGGGCAAGACGCUCGCGGCGUCGACGGAGCUGUGUACCCAUGCGGGCAUUGCGGCGGCGCUGGCGAAGAAGACGGGCAGGAAGGUGGUGUAUAAGCAGGUCCCGGUCGAGAUGUGGAAGCAGUUCCUGCCCCCCGUGGGCGCGAACAUGUUGUCCGAGAUGAUGCUGUAUAUUGAUGAGUUUGGGUAUUAUGGACCAAAUACAAAGGAGUUGAUGGAGGCCACGGCGAAGGUGACCAGGGGCAAGUUGACCACCUUUGAGGAGUUUUUGGAUUUGUCUGAUUUCAAGCUCGAGUAAGGGUUGGGGUGGUAAUUGAUGGUUGUGGAGUAGAGAGCUGGGAACCAGUGUGAAUUUCUUUGCGAGGUUAAUAAUUAGUUUAAUCAAAUUAUUGCUUUCUUUUUUUCUCUUUUUUCUUUUUCAUUGAUUUCAUUUGUAUUUUUUUAUUUUAAUUUUUAACCCAUAUUCUAACCCACCUUAAUAUCUCUAUAAGAGAUGAAGUACAUAUUCUUAACAAGGAAAUUUCACUGCCCCACAACUCGUUCCCUGAACAGAACCUCUAUGCCAAAUGAUGUUAAACAGACUGAAUUAGCUAUAUAUGCAUCUAGUGCCUACCUACAGUCAGGCUCUAGAUAGAUAACAACUAUGCAUGCUGUAAAGGAUCACUGCUGUAUCACUUCGCUGUACUCGACGAUUGCACAAUCUUCUCUUCGA
Molecule: messenger RNA, 1585 nt
Organism: Xylona heveae TC161
Lineage: Eukaryota; Fungi; Ascomycota; Xylonomycetes; Xylonales; Xylonaceae
Product: NAD(P)-binding protein
Exons: 1
Coding region: 215-1171 (318 amino acids)
Source: RefSeq, a predicted model, not a curated record